Messenger RNA from Solanum tuberosum (potato), 3369 nucleotides. Its product is annotated as probable LRR receptor-like serine/threonine-protein kinase At1g53430. Gene Ontology annotation, biological process: protein phosphorylation. NCBI's taxonomy places the organism in Eukaryota, Viridiplantae, Streptophyta, Magnoliopsida, Solanales, Solanaceae. The coding region runs from base 12 to 3134 and encodes 1040 amino acids. The record is from RefSeq and is a predicted model, not a curated record. Gene Ontology annotation, molecular function: ATP binding; protein binding; protein kinase activity. The transcript has 26 exons.
AUAGAAGUUGCAUGCGUAAAGAAGAGAUAGAUAUGGUUUCAAUUGAUAAGUUGUACAAAUUAGUACUAUUGCUUAUUUUAGCAACCGAUAUUAGUGUCGUCAAAUCGUCGAGUAAUUUGGCAAAUGGACCUCAGCUGCCCCUUCCAGACGUAGAAGUUAGGGCAGUCGAGGCAUUACGUAAACUUGCAAAGGGGAAUGACAAGUUCUGGUAUCAACAAUGUGAUAACAAAACUAUUAUAUGUGGCAACUGUAAUAAAACAUUUUGUCAUGUUACGGAAUUAUAUUUAUCAGGGAACAAUUUAUACGGGAGAAUACCACAAGAAGUUGGAAAUCUUUCUCAUUUAACAACAUUGGAUUUAAGCGGAAACAAUCUUCGAGGAGAAAUUCCUAUAUCAAUUAUCAACCUACAAUUCAUUACUGCUAUAGAUCUUUCUGAUAACUCCUUGAGUGGGCAGUUGCCACCUUUUCAGAUGGAGUCUUUACAAUUCUUGAAUUUAGGCGGCAACAACCUUAAUGGAUCACUCCCUAAAUCAUUUCUCAACCUAACAUCGCUUGAGGAACUAGGGCUUUAUGAAAACUUCUUCAGUGGAGACUUGUUGCCAUUUCAGAUGAACAACUUACAGAUUCUAUAUCUGGAUGAGAAUGAACUCUCAGGUGCCAUCCCACAGCAGCUUGGGAAUCUUACACAGCUACAGGAACUGGACCUACGCGCCAAUUAUUUCGUUGGUGAAUUGCCUCCAAGCUUCAUGAAGUUGGUGAACUUAGAAAAGUUUUGGGCUCAAGGGAAUAGCUUGACUGGGAAAUUUCCAACAUUUAUAGCCAAUUGGACGCAACUCGAUACGUUGGAUCUGUUAGGAAAUAAUUUUGAAGGCCCCUGGCCAAAGGAAAUCUCAUCAUUGGAAAGUCUCGUUUACCUAGCACUCAGCAAUGUAGUCACAAGAGGAAGUGCAUAUGAUUUUCCCGAUCUAUCGCGUAUGACUUCAUUGCAAGACUUGACAUUGAGGAAAUGUUCACUUCGUGGUCCCAUUCCGGGAUAUAUGUGGGAGCUUAAAAAAUUACAGAAUCUGGACUUGAGCUUCAACGAGUUAUCUGGACAACUGCCAAAUUCCAUUAGCACAUCUUUAACAUCUAUAUUCCUCAGGGAGAACAAGCUUAAUGGAUUAUUGCCAGGAUGGCUAACUAAGAGGAAGAAUGUAAAACCACAUCGAUACGUGGAUGUUUCUGAAAACUUGUUUGAAAUUAAAACCUUAGAGUUCAAUGCUUCAUUUGAUGAUCCGGACGUGAACACUUUUCCGGGCUGCUCAAGUAAUUUGCCAUACACAAAAGAUAAAUGUGACCAUUAUUGCCAUAAUAAUCUAAAAUAUGAUGAAUUGUUUAUCAACUGUGGUGGCAAGGAAGUUACUGUAAAUGGCAAUCACUACUCUGCUGAUCAGAACCCCAAUGGAUCAUCAACGUUUUCUCGCAAUGAAACAGGAGGUUGGGGUUAUAGUAGCAUGGGUCUUACCAAGAGUUUGGAUAAUCGACCUGAAUCAUUAAUAAUCAAGGAUACAUGUAAUCUUUCCAAUACUGCAGCACUUCUGGUUGAAACAGCCCGUGUAGCCCUGAUCUCUCUCAAGUACUAUGGAUUUUGUUUCUCCAAUGGAAACUACACAGUCCAACUAUAUUUUGCUGAGAUAGGCUCAAGUAAAAAACAAGCCUAUCCCAUCACACCUAAACGAGUUUUUGAUAUUGACAUCCAGGGGGAGAAUGUACGGAAGAACUACAAUAUAGAAGCAGAAAAAGAGAAUGAUGAUGGGGAUAAAAUGGUGGCACAUAAUACUUCUAUAAAAUCCUAUCUUGAAAUUCACUUGUACUGGUCUGGUAAUGGCUCGGCCAACUACGGUCCCCUCAUUUCAGCUAUUUCUGUAACCAAAGUUCGUGUACAACUACCACCAAGACACCAUCCGAAACUGACUCCUGCGCUUAAGGCUGUGAUAGCAGUAUCAUCACUGUUUUUUCUUGCUCUACUUUUGCUUUUACUAAGGAAAUUGGGUUAUCUUGGUGGAAAAAGAUCAUCAAAGGAAGAACUAAAAGCAACUGAAUUGUUCCCGGGAGGAGUUUACACCUUUCGUCAAAUAAAAGAUGCCACUCAGAACUUCAAUGUUGUGAACAAAUUAGGUGAAGGAGGUUUUGGACCUGUUUAUAAGGGCAUGCUCCCUGAUGGGACUACAAUUGCAGUUAAACAGCUAUCAGGAAAAUCAAAGCAAGGAAUACGUGAGUUUGUAAAUGAAAUUGGCACGAUUUCAGCUCUGCAACAUCCGAAUCUUGUGAAGUUAAUGGGAUGUUGUGCAGAAGACAACGAGCUCCUACUCAUUUACGAAUACAUGGAAAAUAAUUCUCUUGACCAUGCAUUAUUCGGUCCAGAGGAAAUUAAAUCGAGACUAAAUUGGUCGACGAGGGUCAAAAUUAUCCUCGGGAUAGCCAAAGGAUUAACUUAUUUGCACGAAGAGUCCAAAUUGAAGAUUAUCCACAGGGACAUUAAGCCCACAAACAUACUCUUGGACAAGGAGUUGAAUGCAAAAAUAACUGAUUUUGGAUACGCAAAGCUUAAUGAAGGGGAAAAUACUCAUGUCAUCACACGAAUUGCUGGAACAACGGGAUAUAUGGCACCAGAAUAUGCAAUGCGCGGCUACUUAACAUCAAAAGCAGACGUUUACAGCUUUGGGGUUGUUACACUUGAAAUUGUGAGCGGGAGAAACAGUGCUAGUUGCAGGCCAAGUGAUCAGACAGUUUACCUUCUUGAUUCGGCUUACGUGUUGCAAGAGCAGGGAAAUUUGAUGGAUCUAGUUGAUCCAAAACUUGGAACAGAUUAUUCUUGGACAGAAGCUAAUUCCAUUCUGGAAUUAGCAAUGAUGUGCACUAAUCCAUCACCAACUCUCAGGCCAACCAUGUCUGAGGUAGUGAAAGUUAUUGAAGGAAAAACUAAAAUCAAGACCACAUCUUCAACAGUCCGGCGUUCAACAGACGAGAUUGCAUUGACUAAGGCCAUGGCUGCACUCUCUCAGCCUUCUCCAUCUGAAAGCUAUUCUACAGCCGGGCCAUCAGAAGCUACUCCUCCCUUAUCUGACAGCAAUAAUAUUACCAAUGAAAUUUGAAUCCAACAUCUCCCAUUUCUGAGAUGAUUACUCUACUUAGACAAUGAAAAUCAAGGAGGCAAUAAUGCUUCGGUAGUAUGAGUUUUCUCUUGUUUUGAAACUAUUGGUCUGGCAUAUAUAUCAGUAUAAGAUUUUCAUUUUAGUAACCGUGUACAUUGUCGAUGAUUGUUUUCUGUUCUACCACUGAAUUCAUUGAGGCUUUGGACCUAGAAGUAGCCUUAUUGUCCUCAUCUCA